Messenger RNA from Cucumis melo (muskmelon), 1786 nucleotides. RefSeq names its product protein NRT1/ PTR FAMILY 2.8. NCBI's taxonomy places the organism in Eukaryota, Viridiplantae, Streptophyta, Magnoliopsida, Cucurbitales, Cucurbitaceae. The transcript is spliced from 3 exons. The record is from RefSeq and is a predicted model, not a curated record. Bases 38 to 1786 code for a protein of 582 amino acids. Gene Ontology annotation, biological process: transmembrane transport. Gene Ontology annotation, cellular component: plasma membrane. Gene Ontology annotation, molecular function: transmembrane transporter activity.
UCCUUCCACACCCUCCUACAGUCUUUACACGGCCACCAUGGAUUUGGUAACUCCACUUCCCUCCUCCCACCCUCCUCCGCCCCCUUGCCAGAAACUCGGAGGAUGGCGUGCCGUCAAAUACAUUAUCGGGAACGAGUCUUUUGAGAAGCUGUCAUCCAUGAGUUUGAUAUCUAAUAUCACAGUGUAUCUCAGCACCAAAUAUAAUGUCAAUGGAAUUUUUGUGGUUAAUGUGGUUAACAUUUGGAUUGGAACCUCAAAUGUUGCCACUUUAGCCGGUGCUUUCAUUGCAGAUACUCGUCUUGGCCGCUACCGCACCCUCCUAUAUGGCUCCAUUGCAUCAUUCUUGGGGAUGGGGACUGUUGCUCUCACCGCAGCUCUCCACCAGCUCAGACCUCCUCAUUGCAAUGUUGAAGAUUCAGGCCAUUGCCCACAGCCACAUCUUUGGCAGCUCCUAGUUCUAUUCACCGGUCUCGGUCUGUUGUCGAUUGGCGCUGGUGGUAUUCGUCCCUGCAAUGUUGCAUUUGGAGCUGAUCAAUUCGACACCACCACAGAAAAGGGAAAGUCUCAAUUAGAAAGCUUCUUUAAUUGGUGGUACCUUUCUUUCACCGUCGCACUACUUAUAGCUCUCACUGGUGUUGUUUAUGUUCAAACUAAUGUAAGCUGGACCCUCGGAUUUGCCAUUCCCACCAUUUGUUUCUUCAUCUCCAUCUCGAUUUUCUUGCUGGGUCGGCAUACUUACAUCAUCGUUAAGCCCAGAGGAAGCAUGCUUAAGGAUGUGGCUAGGGUCAUUGUAGCUGCCUAUAGAAAACGAGGACAUUCGAUUUCAUCCAGCUCGUUUUAUGACUCGCCAAUGGAGGAUUCUACAUGUGGGGAAAAGCUUAUUCACACAGAUAGGUUCAAAUGGCUGGAUAGAGCUGCGAUUAUAGUAAAUCCAGAAGAGGAAUUGGAUGAACAGGGAAAACCCAAAAAUUCAUGGAGAUUAUGCAGUUUACAGCAAGUGGAAGGAUUCAAAUGCCUAGUGUCUAUACUUCCCGUUUGGAUAUCAGGAAUUGGGUGUUUCAUAGUAUUCAAUCAACCAAACACAUUUGGGAUUCUUCAAGCAAUGCAAUCAAACAGAUCAAUCGGAUCCCAUUUCAAAUUCCCACCCGGGUGGAUGAACUUAGCCGGUAUGAUAGCUCUAUCUAUAUGGAUCAUAAUCUACGAGAGGGUUCUCAUCAAACUAGGAAAGAAAAUGACCGGAAAAGAAAGAAGACUUACAAUGGAGCAGAGAAUCACAAUAGGGAUCGUCCUGUCGAUUCUGAGUAUGAUCACCUCAGGGGUCGUCGAGAAACAUCGAAGAGACGCUGCUUUGAAAAACAAAUUGUUCAUUUCACCAACAAGUUUCGCGUUGCUGUUACCGCAACAUGUUCUCACUGGUUUAAUGGAGGCAUUUGCAUUGGUAGCCAUGAUGGAGUUCUUCACAAUGCAUAUGCCGGAACAUAUGAGAACAGUUGCAGGAGCCAUCUUCUUCCUCACAAUCUCAGUAGCGAGCUACUUAAGCUCUUUGAUAGUUGAUGUGAUAAAAAAAGUGAGUGGGAAAAUUGCAAAAUCGCCAUGGGUAGGGGGACACGACCUAAACCAUAAUAGACUUGACUACUACUAUUUCACAAUCGCCGUGAUCGAAACACUGAACCUACUGUACUUCGUGUUCUUCGCAAGGCGUUUUGUGAGAGGUUACGAUGAUAAAGUGAAGUUGACGGAAAAUGGUCGUCGGAAUGAUUUGCCGGUGAAGGAUGAAGAAUGUUGA